GGGUUAAAAACAUAUAUAUGUUUUCUUUCUAGCUACAUAGGAAGGAUUGAGGGGAGUGAUCGGGGGGAGGGUUAAAAACAUAUUUUUCCUUUAUAGAGAGAUAUUGGGAGAGAGUGGUGCUGGGGAGAGGUGUAAAGUAAAGGCAUAAUAAGUAAAGGUAUAUUGGGGAAACUCACAGCCAUUGGGGUGCAUGGUGUAGAAAUAGGGGGCUCCUUGAUCCAAAGGGGAAGGGCUUUGAAUAAGGCAGGAAAGGGUCCCAGUUUGUAAGUUUUGGGAGAUGUCUAGGAGAACAGUCUUGGGAGUCAUUGCCAAAAGGAGGGGGGAGUUCUGAUUGCAAAUUAUUGGGGUCCUUGAUGUGGGGUCCCUAAUUUGGGGAUCUCUUGGUGUGGGGCACACAGGUGGGGUUGCCAUCGGCAGAGCAAGAGGGGGCCAAAGGUUGGGGUGUCAAGCCAAAGACCCAGCCUUUUUGUGGGUGCGGGUGGUGGGAUCUUAGGAGAACAUACAGAGGGGGGGGUUGAUAGUUAAUCAGUAAGGUGAAAGCAGGGGCAAAGCCAGUCAGAGAAGGGGUGACAGGAUAAAGUCCAGUUUGGAAACAGGAAAAAGAAAAAAGGAAGCAUCUAGUGAUAGUGUUGAGCCGGAGGAAGAGGCGGUGGUUCUGAGCACCCAGAGGCUCCCUGCAAGAAGAAGCUGCUCGCCAUCACGGAGAUGGUGAUCGGUUUGCAAUGGCUUUGAGGGGUCUGUGGCUCAUCAGCCACGAGCAAGGGGGCCAAGACACCGUGCUGUUCUCCAGACGUUACCCCACUGUCGAAAAGCGAGCAAAAAUUUUCAACGGAUCAAGUUAUGUGCCCAUGCCGGAAGACGGUCCUUUCCUCAAAGCGCUGCUUUUUGAACUGAAGCUGACGGAUGGGGACCAACAUUUCAUAGAACGCAGAGACGGCUGUUCUCGGAUCAAUAAGACAUCCGUCUGUGCCCUGCAGGUGGAUGGAGGAGGAGGAGAAGACCUCUGGCCUGUGGUGGCUUUCCAAAUGAGCAGCUUGAUUUACGCCAGCGUGCCGCUGGUUGAGCAAACUGUAACGCCCCGCCCACCUCUCUUCAGUAUCAGCGGGAUCUCUCAGGCCUUGGGCCUCUUGGCCGGGAUGAUGGGUUUCAUGAGCUGCGGUCAGAAGAGCGAAGCAGAGAGGAACACCAAGAUUGGCCAGCUUCCAAGUCUGCUCAUGCAGGCCUGUCCGCUCGGCACCCCGCUAGACACAAACUUGAACAGCUCAUUGUGGGGAAACCAUCCUGGGGCUCCCAGUAGUCACCCUCAGAAACCGCCCGCCUGGAGGAGCUGCACUUAUAAAGGAAAACCUCAAGUGAAUGUUUGUAUCACCGAAAAAGUCAGAUCUGUGCAAUAUGACAAAAGGGACGUGGUGGACAUGUGGCAGGUUUAUGGAACUGUAACUUGCAAGUGUGACAUCGAAGGGACGGCUCCCAAUGUGACUAUUGGCCUCAACCUGCCUGCCAACGGCUCUCCGCUCCAGGAUGUUUUGGUUCACCCUUGCGUGACGUCCCUCGACUCGGCCAUUUUCACCUCCAGCAGCGUCGAUAUAACAGACGACUUGGCUUUCAGCGGACCUUACAAAUUCCCUUUAAUCCCUCCUCCGGACCUUUUCAGCCUCUGCUUUUAUACGUCUCAGGUGCCUGUCCCACCCAUUUUGGGGUUUUACCAGCUGAAAGAAGAAGAAACGCAGUGGAAGUUCUCCGUUCAUCUGAAACUUCACGAGAGUGUGAAAAACACUUUCGAGUACUGUGAAGCCCGUGUUCCUUUUUUCAACCAGGGUCCCAUUGCACACCUGGAAUAUAAAGUCAGCCACGGACAACUUGAGGUUUUGAAAGAGAAGAGCUUGCUGGUUUGGGUCAUAGGGCAAAAAUUUCCCAAAUCCCUGGAAAUUUUCCUUACUGGGAGCAUCGCUUUUGGUCCUGUGUGCCAGGGGCAGCCAGUGGAUCCGGUGUGUGCUGGGACCACCGCCUACGUCAAACUUUACUUUAGAAUCCUGGACUUCACCCUGACUGGCUGUUAUACAGAUCAGCAUUCGAUCCAGGUCUUUUCUUUAGGAAAGCCGAAGAUCAGCACAGCUCGAGAACUGCUUUCUUCAGAUUACUACAUUUGGAAUUCCAAAGCUCCUGCACCUGUUGUAUACAGAACUUUACUUUUCUAAUUCCCCUUCAUUUUCUACUUCCAAUGGGAAAAAAAAUAAAUUUGCUGAAAUAUUUGAA
Molecule: messenger RNA, 2256 nt
Organism: Pogona vitticeps (central bearded dragon)
Lineage: Eukaryota; Metazoa; Chordata; Lepidosauria; Squamata; Agamidae
Gene: AP5M1
Product: adaptor related protein complex 5 subunit mu 1
Biological process (GO): endosomal transport
Cellular component (GO): late endosome; AP-type membrane coat adaptor complex; cytosol
Source: RefSeq, a predicted model, not a curated record